This is a messenger RNA of Nelumbo nucifera (sacred lotus), 1260 nucleotides long. Lineage: Eukaryota; Viridiplantae; Streptophyta; Magnoliopsida; Proteales; Nelumbonaceae. The record is from RefSeq and is a predicted model, not a curated record.
AUGAUUUCUAAGUUCAUUAAUGCUACUGAAGCAAGGUUCCAAGAGCAAGAUAAGAGGAUUUUAAGCCAUGAAGCAUCGAUAAAGAAUUUAGAAGUUCAAGUGGGGCAGAUUGUAAGUAUGCUAUCGGAAAGAAAAGAGGAAUGGCUACCCAGCAAUACGGAGAAGAAUCCCAGAGAGCAAGCAAAUGCCAUAACUUUAAGAAGUGGGAAAACAAUUGGCGAAAUUCAAAGAGAAGACAAGGGAGCUGAAGUGGUCGAUCUGCAAAAGGAGAAUGAGGGAAGUACUCCUAAACUGAAUUUACAUGAAAUUAAACUUCCUAUUCCCUACCCAAGAAGAGUCCUGAAGGCUAAAUUAGAUAAGCAAUUUGAAAAAUUUUUGGAAGUGUUUAAAAAGAUCCAUAUUAAUCUUCCUCUUCUUGAUGUAUUGUCACAGAUGCCGAAGUAUGCCAAAUUCCUGAAGGAGGUGAUGUUUAAUAAAAGAAAGUGGGAGGAUGGUGAGAUGGUAAAACUAAACGAAGAAUGUUUAGCCAUUCUUCAAAAGAAAUUGCCCUCAAAGCUUAAGGAUCCAGAGAGUUUUUCUAUACCUUGCACCAUGGGGAAUACUGAAUUUGAAAAAGCUUUAUCUGAUCGAAGCAUUAAAUAUCCUAGGGGAAUAGUAGAAGAUGUUUUAGUCAAAGUGGGUAAUUUCAUCAUUCUUGCUGAUUUCAUUGUGUUGGAUAUGGAGGAAGAUAAUACAAUGUUGUUGAUUCUAGGGAGACCCUUUCUUGCCACGAUUGGACAUGAAAUAUAUGCAAUUGAUUGCAUUGAUGGAGUAGAUACAUCUAAAUCAGAAGACACGCUGAAAGUUGCACUUAAUAAUAGUCCCAAUCAAUUGCAACAAGCAGAGCAGAAGUUUGUACUGAAAGCAGAACUGCGAAAUUUAACUUCUGAGCUAGACUCUUUUGAAAUUGCAACUCAUAAUGCAUCUUUUAUCAAUUUACCUCCAUCUCACACAAAACCCCUCCCAUCUAUUGUGCAGGCCCCUUUUCUAGGUUUAAACCCACCUAUGAAGGAUGAAAGGGGGAAACAUAGGAAGUUGAAAACCAAGUGGAGCAGACCCUUUGAAGUGGCUAGGGUAUUCCCUCAUGAAGCAAUUGAACUACAUAAUGAUGAUGGGAAAACAUUCAAGGAUUUCAACGAGGCAUUCAGGGAAGUCCUCUUAAAUCUUUCUCUCCUUGUUCUGGUUAUGCACAUUGAGGACAAUAGACUUGUUUUUGAAUGA